Molecule: messenger RNA, 2134 nt
Organism: Lytechinus variegatus (green sea urchin)
Lineage: Eukaryota; Metazoa; Echinodermata; Echinoidea; Temnopleuroida; Toxopneustidae
Exons: 5
Coding region: 164-1129 (321 amino acids)
Source: RefSeq, a predicted model, not a curated record
UUGUCGAUCCAUAUCCAUCGAGUAGCUACGUCGGGGUACGUGGCUGCGUAGUACUAGAGUACACAGCGCAAGAAGGAAUUAUUAGGAACAGAGGAGGGAAGAAAACUCUUUUGAAAAGAACUUAAUUUUCAGCAGGUUUCGAGACACACUUUAAGAACACAUCAUGACAAAAGAUAGAAGAUUCGACCUACAUCAGACUAGCUCUGGUCGGGGCUUGGAUUACCGACCGGAAUACUAUUUCCCAGCAUCUGAUUUUAAGACUACCAUUCACAAUCCUCUACCACCUGAGCUGGCCAAACAAGAUGAGAUUAUCAAACCAUUCCAAACAACAACAGGACAGACGCAUGAUUAUAAAUAUCAUGGAGGAUUGUUGGCUAACCCUCAGCAUCAAAAGGCACCCGGUCACUGGAAUAUUCACUACAAUAAAGAUUUGAGAGAAAAGCUCCAACACAGAGGCUGGAGAAAACCUCUAACCAUGGGGCAUCAAGAGAGUGAAGCCCAAUCACAGUACAGAGGACACCAAAUGCAGAUGGGUGUAGACUUUGACAACAGGCUUAGUGGCAAUCCUCAGCCAUCUAAUCUUCAAACUCACCAUCAGAACUGCCCUGCACCUGUCCGGGAUAGCAUACCUAAAUACAAGCCAUCACUUGUCCGGGAUGAUGGUGCCCUUCAACUUCUUGAUAUCUAUGUGCCAACCUCUCACCAAGUACACAAGCGUUUUACUCGUAACGAACUCGAUGACUACCCAAAGAAAGAUGCUGCCACCUAUUGGCGAUGUGAAGAUUACACACAAGCAUGGGGACAUGGUACAAAGCACAAUCCUCUUCCAAAGGCAGCUGAAGUUCACCAACGUGCUCCGAUGACAGAUGAAAUGGUCUUCAAGACGGCCAUUAAGGAACCUGUACGUUGGCCAGAACGAUUUAAGCGUGUUCCUCAUUCCGGUAUGAAGACCACCAUGACCAGUUCUUACAAGACACCAUCAGACCAUAGAAUGAAAGAGCUUUUCUCAUGUCCUGUUGAUACGCCAUGGGUCAUCCCGAAAGCUGGCCCAAUCCAAACAUUCUCUGUACCCAACAUGUACACGACAGAAUACAAAACAUAUGCAAGUGGUAAACCAAUCGCUGUUUGAAGCCGGGAAGUUCCUAAAUUUUGUUUUGCGAUUUUAAAGAAUACAGAAACAAAAUACAGAGCAUUUGUAAACCAGUUACUGUGGAGGUUGAAAGGAUUAAAGAACUUAGAAGUUGCCCACUUGUGCAAGCUGGUGUAUUUGCAUUAAUAUUGUGGCUUUAAUGAAAACAAGAUAGAACAAAGGAGCGCAGUAAACCAUUUGCCAUUUUAAAUUGUUUUAAGUCUGAAGUUGACCGCUUGCGCUUGCAGAAAUUUGUAUCAUUCCUUUAUUUUGUGUAGUAAUGUACAUGUAUGUAAGAUUUUAGGAAUGAAAAUCAAGAACAAAUGCAUAUUGAGUCAUCCUACAAUUGUGUAGAUUUUAAGAUGCUGCAACAUGUGAAUAUUUAACAAGUAUUUGUGGUACUUUCUAGUCUAUAAGAAUUACAGAGUACAUUAUAAGGAACAGUUAAAUGCAGAGUAUUGUAAAAUGAUAUGGUGGAUGAACAAUGAUAUAUUACAUUCAAUAUAGAAAGAAAAUCUUUAAUUGAAAAGUUUAUUAUUUCGAUCAAUCCUCACAUGUUACAUAAACUUGUAUACUUGUAUUAUUUUCUUUGGGUGAACAUUUCUCAAGUGUUAGUAGUGUUGCUUAUUGGACCAAGUUUUAAUGGGCUUACAUUAAGACCAAAGAGGUUGUUCUCUAACACCUUAAUUUAUUGUGUACUAGCUCUUUUAAACAAAUAUUUGCUGUUAUCCGGCAGAAUAUACAAUGGAAAUUAUUACCGUUUUAAGGUAUUGAUUCACAAUAACUUAGUUCAUUCAAUUGACUAAGAUUAUUUGUCUUAUGUUGAAAUGAUAAUGAUAGUAUUUUAAGUCAUCGCAUAGUCACCAAUGCCACUUUGACUAAUGUUUUUUUUUAUGAAUGGAUGCAAGUAUUUUUUUGAAAAUUGAUGUGUCAUUAUAUUUCAAGUUGAUUGUACAUUGCCAGCUAUGUGUGAAUAUUUUAAAAGUGAAUAAAUGAAGCUAUAUA